CCCUAGGAAACCGUGAUGACGGAACUUCUCCCUCUUCGUCUUCCUGCGCUCGGACCCGGCGGCAGGUAACGGUAAAAGAGGGGAAAUCAGAAUCUUCUCCAUCACUCUACUGCUUCUUUUUCCCAACUGUGAAGAGUAAACCAGAGAAGUGAGGGUUUGGAAAAUGGGCGUCGGAGGCAAAUUCUGGGACUUGCUAAAGCCCUACGCCAGGCACGAAGACCCUGAUUUCCUGAGGGACAAACGGGUCGCUGUCGAUCUUUCUUACUGGAUCGUCCAAAACGAGACCGCCAUCAAGACCUACGUCCUCAACCCUCACCUCCGCCUUACUUUCUUCCGGACCCUCAACCUCUUCUCCAAGUUCGGCGCUUUCCCGGUGUUUGUUGCCGAUGGGACUCCUUCGCCGUUGAAGUCUCAGGCGAGGAUAGCCCGAUUCUUCAGAUGCUCGGGAGUUGAUGCUGCCCGUUGGCCGGUGGCUGAAGAAGGUGUCUCCGUGGAGAGAAACGGGGCGUUUUUGAAGUGUGUUCGGGAGUGCAUUGAAUUGCUUGAACUCUUUGGGAUGCCGGUUCUUCGAGCCAAGGGCGAGGCUGAAGCGUUGUGUGCCCAGCUGAAUCGGGAGGGUCAUGUAGAUGCCUGUAUCACUGCUGAUAGUGAUGCUUUCCUCUUUGGUGCUCAGUGCGUGAUUAAAUCCAUCAAACCCAAUUCUAAAGAGCCAUUUGAGUGUUAUCGUAUGUCAGAUAUUGAAGCUGGUCUUGGGUUAAAGAGGGAACAUUUAAUAGCCAUUUCUCUCUUGGUUGGAAAUGACCACGAUCUUAGAGGAGUUCAAGGGAUUGGAAUUGAUAAUGCUCUUCGGUUUGUUCAAAGUUUUGGUGAAGAAGAGAUAUUAGAUAAAUUGCAUGAUAUUGGCCGUGGGAAGGCUCCUUUUCCUCAGGGGGGUCCGAAAGUCGUAGGCAGUCCCAUGCUUCUUGCAGAUGACAGCUCACCAAAGUUGAGACCUGCUCACUGCUCAGUUUGUGGCCAUCCUGGCAGCAAGAGAGCACAUUCAAAGUCAUCUUGUCAGGAUUGUCAUCCCAGUGGCGGGGAUGGCUGCACGAAAAAGCUGAAUGGAUUUAGGUGCAAAUGCACUAGCUGUGAUAGAGAUAGAGAGGCAAAGCAGCUGAAAAGGCAUGAAAACUGGCACAUGAAAGUAUGUGAGAAGAUUGCCAGGGAGCAGAAUUUCCCAAAUGUUGAAAUAAUUGAGAUGUAUUUGUGCAAUGAUAACGAUGGUGGUUCCUGUAUUUCAUGGCAGCAGCCUGAAACUGACAUGUUGGUUGACCUUUUGGUGUUUCGACAGCAUUGGGAACCCUCUUAUAUCAGACAGAGGUUGCUUCCUAUGCUGUCCACCAUCUACCUGAGAGAAAUGGCACAACAGACAGAGAAGAAUUCUUUGCUGAAUGGGCAAUAUGAAUUUGAUUCAAUUCAGCGCAUAAAGAUCAGGUACGGACACAAAGCUUUGGUUGUGAAGUGGAAGAGAGGAGGAACCUCAAUUGGCAGUGACCGCAAUUUGAGUCUUAUUGAUGAUAAAGACCAAAACAAGAUUGUGGAGAUUGUUGAUGAGAGUUCUGAUGGCUCGGAAGAAUGGGAAGAAACUGGGGUUCAUGUUGAUAAUGAGGGUCAGUUUGUCCUAACAGAUGAACAUAUGGAACUUGUCCGUGGUGCAUUUCCCGACGAAGUUAGUAAAUUCUUAUUGGAAAAGGAACUUAAAGAAUCCAAGAGAAAGCGUUCUAGAACAGGAGGAUCCGGUAAUAAGUCAGAAAACCUGAAGUCGAGAGGUGUCCAACUUUCUAUUACUGAAUUUUAUCGGUCCAGCAAAAUGCAAGUUUCUGCUAAUCAAGGAACCGCAGCCAAUCGUUCUGAAAGUCAUGACAAUGAAAUCAAGAACACCUCCACAUCACCUCUUCCAAAGUCAGUUAGACGCCGCCUUCUGUUUAAGUAGGAUAUGAAAAGGUGUAAUGUAAAGCUGCUGUCAACUUUUACUCUCAGAAUGACAUUUCUGGAUGUAGAUAAGCUGAGCAUUAACAUUUCAUCUGACUCUAGAGUAGCUUAAGGGGCUUUUUGUGAGCAGUGGAGUAGAGUAGCCUCCUCUGUGGUGUAAAGUGUAGUUGGUCCUUUUGUAAUUUAUAAAUACCUCAAAGUUUGAUCUACUAGUGCAAGUUAAAGCCAUAUACUCAAUCACUACAUGCCUUUCCUUUGCAAUGGGCAGUAUCUUUCUCCUUCAGUGCUUCAACAGUGAAUAACAGAUGAUUAGCUCAUCAGAACUUGACACUGCUUCUUCACAAUGUACCGGCAGAGAUCUAGAUAUUGUAGCAAGGUAAUAGCUUUCCUGUGCCCUUACAAGUUUUGAAAGAAACGGAUCAUGUGUAACUAACAAGACAACAUUUACCUAAUGUUUUUUACAGGCUGUCUCUGGUGUGCUAUUCUACAGUCAAGGAAAAUGAAGUACAAGUUGGAAUGGGGUUACUUUGAACAGAUAUUGAGAUUCGGUGCCAUUGCCUCUCGGAUUAGAAAUCAUCAGUAAUCUUAUGUAAACCAAUCCCAUCUGAUUCCUGAUUUUCCAUGUGUCGGUGUCUGACUAUGAAGGCUGGUCAUAGCAAAGUAGUACCUCUGCUUCAAGUGUAAACAAUGCUGAAUUCUAGCCAGUUAUGUUUGGUAAGUAUAAGCGCUAACUAUGGUACACUGUCAAAUAUUCUUGUGUGGAUGACCUGGUCUCUUUCCAGUCUGCUUUUUAUGGCAGUCAUGUUUAAGACUUUGAAUGUUAAUUAUGCUUUGACUUUGACUCUGUUAAUUUAGGUCUUACACGAAGUACUUAUUAAGAUGGAGUUGUUGAAUAGCUUACUCUAAGACCAAAAGUGCUAGACUUGAUAAAAAAAACUGUGUGAA
Molecule: messenger RNA, 2916 nt
Organism: Linum trigynum
Lineage: Eukaryota; Viridiplantae; Streptophyta; Magnoliopsida; Malpighiales; Linaceae
Source: the annotation of a GenBank genome assembly